Messenger RNA from Harpegnathos saltator (Jerdon's jumping ant), 11986 nucleotides. It is a transcript of the gene Ten-a, whose product is annotated as Teneurin-a transmembrane protein. Gene Ontology annotation, biological process: motor neuron axon guidance. Lineage: Eukaryota; Metazoa; Arthropoda; Insecta; Hymenoptera; Formicidae. The coding region runs from base 2672 to 10597 and encodes 2641 amino acids. The transcript is spliced from 21 exons. The record is from RefSeq and is a predicted model, not a curated record.
GUGGCCCCUUCAGUCUUUGAUUCGCAGCUGCCGCGGUCGCUCGCCGACUCCGCUGCUGCCGCCGCCGUCGCCGUCGCCGUCGCCGUCGCCGCCGCCGCCGCCAUCUCUCCUGAGCGAGUGCUGUGAAACGCUCUCUCGCUCUCUCGCAGUCUCGCGCGCGUCCCAGUGUGUCUCUCCCGGGAUCAGUCGAGAGAUUAACGAGAGGCCGUCGAGCGCAGGAGGAAGAGAGGAGACCUCGUGACUCCGCCGCGCGGCCGCGCCACUCUCUCUCUUUCUCUCUCUCUCUCUCUCUCUCUCUCUCUCCCCGUGACGGGGAACGGCUAUCUCCGGACCGCGCGCGACCCUCCGCGAGUUGCCAGCGUCGCCGCGCACCUGUGAAUCGCCGGAUCACACCGGGCGCCGUCGUGGCCACGAUCAGCGAACCGUUGACUGCCGAAGGCACGCUGCGCUCUUGACGUUUGCCGCGUCCGGCCAGGGUGAGCGGUGUGUCCGUAGAGGUCGGCGAGAGGCCUGAAGCUCCGACGGAGGAGCAGCAGCUGGGGAAGAUCGACGGGGUAGUGGAAAGUUGGCGGAAAGAAGCCGCGAGGACACCCCUGCACAGCCUCUCUCGCGGCAUUGCCGCUCUCGCGCUCCGCGGCUGCGGGAGCUUCCGGAUACGGAGCGACGUCCAGGCCUCCCCCGACGACACUUCGUCAUCCCCUCGACGCGCGUCCUCGUAGUUUCCGCGUUGAAGCCCGGGGAUUUUCGGGGCUACUCCGUGCACGCUCUCUCCGCAGCAGCGCAGGAUUUGCGUGUGCGGGUUCUCGGUCCGCUGACCCAAUUAGUUUUCGCACAGUCGAGCAGCGACAGCGCUCGCGACUAAGAGCGAGGAAGAGAGAGAGAGAGAGAGAGAGGGAGGGAGGGAGGGAGGAUAUCUGCGAGCGAGCGUCAGCCGAACGAACCGAGACGACUCGGAAGGUGCCUUCGACAAAGGGGUGCAGAUUGAAUUCUCCAACGUGAACUGUGCGAACGUGCUGUCUCCCUGCCGCUGCCUGAAGCUGCUCGUCGGCGGCCACGCGUCGGAAUCCGCUGGUCGUCCAGCGGCGAGUCAAUUGGUCGCCGUCAGCCAUUCGACUCGACGAUCCUUCGCUUCUCCGAGCAGCUCCGCGCCGUCUGCUGCUCCCUUGGUGUUGUUGGCCUUUGGCAGAGAAGUGACAGGUGGUGAAAGUACGCGAGCCGGUCGAUACAGUGGUGUUUGCCUCUUCGGUUUCUCCGGGGCCGCCUCCGCAGUGCUGGCGAGCGAGCGCGCGAUUAUUUCCCUCACGGGCUGCCGGCAGCGAUCGCGGGAACAUCGCGCACCGUUCCCGAAGAGAAAGGACGAAAGGACGACGUCGUGGAGCGGGCCAGCAUCACCGCCGCCGCCGCCGCCGCCGUCGUCGUCGUCGCCGUCGUCGCCGUCGGCGUGGAAAAGGAAAACCCGGGUGGUUCCUCGUUCGCGGAGCGGCACGCUGAAUCGCCGUGUCGAACAUCGCUCGCGGGCGGAAGUUGAACUUUCUCGCUGGCGUUGACAGAUCGAUAACAAAGUUUGCGUACGCUAGUUUCCCCCCCGUGUCGUGGCUGCCGGCCGCGCGAGCGGUAGCGCGGAGUCUGCAGCGCCCUUCUUGCACUCCACCUUCUCCUCCAUCCACUUGGUCUCCUCCUUCUCUCCUCAUUCUCUCCUCACCGCUCUCUCGUCGUCCUCGUCGUCGUCCUCGUCGUCGUCCUCGUCGUCGUCGUCGUCGUCGGCAACGGCGGCCUCCUUCUCUCUUCCUCGUCUUCAACGGGCGCGGAAUGUGCCUAACGCUAACCGACUCCCGCGCCCGUGCGUCCUGAGCCGUGCGUCCCUGCGGAGCCAAGCCCGCGAAAGCGCUCACCUGUGAACGUUCGGGGUCAAUGAACCCGGUGAACGCGACUGUAGCGCGGAGGUUCGAUUAAACGUAAAAGCUCGAGGACGCAACACACGCACAAACACGCACAUACAUCUCUCUCUCUCUCUCUCUUUGUCUCUCUCUCUCUCUCUCUCUCUCUGUCUUUCUCUCUCUCUCUCUCUCUGUGUGUGUGUCAACGGCGCCUUGCGAGCUGAACGACGUGUGACAUGCGACCGUAGGAGUAGACGAAGAGCCGCGCGCCAAGAAGGCCCAGCAGCGCCAGCCUCGCCAGCGGGGCCGCUUUGGAUGCCGAACGUGCGGCGUCCGGCGGAAAUCUGACACCCCGGCGAUCCAACCGUCGCGGCAGCCUGUCGUUCUCGUUGCCGACCAAGGAGUACCUCGUCAAGUAUCGGCGGAAAGAGGAGAAGCUACGCGAGAGCGCCGUAGAGCGCGAACGGGGUAGCAGGGGCAGCUCCUCCUGCCCCAGGCUCGCCCUUGAGGGUACCAGCAAGUGCGCAACGGUGAAGGGCAACGGCGGAUUCGGCGAUUACUCGGCGGCGAGUGAGUUUGAGGUCUGGGGCGACGAACACCACGCUGCGGAUGGUCUAGACAGGCAGGUGGCGAGGCCGCCUUCGCGGCAGCAACGAUGCGAAGGCGGUUCUUCCCUGAGGCCGUUGCUCCACGUAGCCCACUGUGAGCUCCACUCGCCGCGGGAGGCCGAGCUCUUGCGUCUCGAUCACCUCGAGGGCCUCGAUCACAAGUCCGUCGAGCACGACGCGUACUCGAUGAUGGAUAAUUUCCACAGCCCCGUGCCGCCGCCGUUACCACGACGUCACGUCCGGCUUCCGCCGCCGCAACAGCAAGUGACGGUGGGCUCCCUAGGCAGCGGUUUAGGCGGCGCCGGAAAUGGCGGUACCGCGACAGUAGGCGCGCAGAGCCAGAGCAUGGUGAUGCCGGGUUUUCCACUUCGCGCCGCCGCGGUGCCGCACUACUCGCCGUACUCGCCGUCGCGCUUUCACAUCGACAAGCGCUGUCAGCACAGAUGCUCCUGGAAAUGUUGCUCGAUCACGCUCAUCCUCGUGGCGGUCGCGCUGACGGCGAUGCUGGUGUACUUCGCUAUAGCGGGCUCUAUGCGCCCGAUCGAUAGCACUAACUGCAUCCUGGUUCAAGAUAUCAAGGCUGUCACUCACGAAAACGCACACAUCCACGACUCGAUAUCUACGCAGAUACCUACAGAAGAAUCCUUACCCACGAGCACGGCGGAGCACUCGAGCGCCGCGGACAGCGCCGGCGACCAGCAGAGCGACCCGCAGAUCCAGCAAUCCGCGCAGCAAUGGCCGGCCGUGCUGGAGCUGCAAGCGUACAAUGUCGCGCACUCCGCCCUCAUACCGCCGUACCACUUCUGGAACACGGAAUUUCGCAACAAGCAGCCAGCGUUCAUCCGGCUGAACCUCACGCUGCCGUGGGGCGCGAACUUCGCCGUUUACGGCAGGCGGAACGUCGCGCCCAGCGUCACGCAAUACGACUUUGUGGAGUUCGUGAAGGGCGGCAGGGUGGUCCACAGGCUGAAGAGGGACGCCACCGCGGAGGCCGUCAGCUUCAUGAAGUCCGGCAGCACGCAGGACUCGCGUGUGGAACGCGCCGCCCGAUCGCCCACGUCCUACCAGCACGUGCUGAUCAAGAGGACCAUAGCCGACCCGAUGACGGUGAACGUCAGUCUGCUGCAGUACUUCGACACCGGCGACUGGUUCUUGUCCGUGUAUAACGACGAGCUGCAGCCUUACAAGGUCACACUGGUGGUCACGGAAGCCGAAGGCGUCUCCACUACGUGCCCCAACGAUUGUUCCGGACGAGGCUCCUGCUACCUCGGCAAGUGCGACUGCAUAGACGGAUAUCAGGGUGCUGAUUGCAGUAAAAGCGUGUGCCCGGUGCUGUGCUCGUCUCAUGGACAAUACGGCGGCGGCAUGUGUCAUUGCGAGGAGGGUUGGAAAGGCGCCGAAUGUGACAUACCGCUCGGUGACUGCCAAGUGCCCGACUGCAAUCGGCACGGCCAGUGCGUCCGAGGAUCCUGCGUCUGUAAUCCAGGCUGGAAGGGCGCCUUCUGCGACGAACCCGACUGCUCCGACCCGAACUGCAGCGGCCAUGGUGCCUGUGUCUCCGGCAAGUGCUACUGCAAGGCGGGCUGGCAGGGCGAACGAUGCAAUCAGGUCGACCAGCAGGUGUACCAGUGUCUACCGGGCUGCUCCGAUCACGGCACGUACGACCUCGAAUCCGCGGCCUGCGUCUGCGAGGAACACUGGACCGGGGUUGAUUGCUCGCAGCCGAGCUGCGGCCUGGACUGCGGACCUCACGGAUCCUGCGAGCAGGGUCGUUGCAAAUGCCACGACGACUGGACCGGCACGAAAUGCGACCAGAAGCCGUGCGAUCCGCGCUGCGCCGAGCACGGUCAAUGCAAGAAUGGAACCUGCGUGUGCAGUCAAGGAUGGAACGGGAGACACUGCACCUUACCUGGCUGCGAAAAUGGAUGCAGCCGCCACGGACUGUGCACGUUGCAGGACGGCGAGUACAGUUGCGAAUGCUCGACCGGAUGGGCCGGUAGAGAUUGCAGCAUACGGCUUGAAAUGGAAUGUAAUGACUACGUCGAUAACGACGAAGAUGGCAUGAUGGACUGUUCCGACAGCGAGUGCUGCUCGCACGACGCUUGUUCGGAACACAUCAUGUGCCUCGCUAGCAACAAUCCUGUGGACGUUCUGCUGCGGAAGCAGCCGCCCAGCGUCACGGCGUCCUUCUAUCAGCGGGUCAAGUUCCUCGUCGAGGAGAACAGCGUACAGAGCUACGCUCACAUGGACGAGUACACGGAAAGUACGUUCUGGAGUUCCUUUACACCGCGUCGAGUUGCGGUGAUGCGAGGCCAAGUUGUUACCGAACAAGGACUCGGAAUAGUAGGCAUCCGGGUGUCCGUGGACAGAGACUCGCGCUUUGGAUUCACCUUGACCAGAGCAGACGGAUGGUUCGACGUCCUGGUCAAUGGCGGAGGCGCCGUGACGCUUCAAUUCCAGCGCAGCCCCUUCAUGCCUCUUACGAGGACCGUCUUCGUACCCUGGAAUCAGAUAGUCGUCCUGCCGCCCGUUGUGAUGACCCUCAGCAAGGAAGGCGAAUUGUACAAAUCCAACCAGCCGCCGAGCCCGGCAGUGGGCUUCCCAGGAAUUUCGAUGGGACUAUUUAGCGAGCACGGCCCGUGCUUGGAGCACGACCACGAGAUACUGCGGCCCGUCAUCGUCAGCACGUGGAUGCCGGAGAAAGUUGGUGCUUUGCCCGGCAAGAGUCUGGUCUUCGCGGAGAGUCAGAUCGUGCAGGAAAGCAUCGCUAUUCCGGGCUCAAACCUCCACUUGAUGUAUCAAAGCAGCCAGGCUGCGGGCUACCUCUCUACCGUGAGAAUGCAACUGACUGGGCCGUUCAUUCCGAAAUCGCUGACGCACGUACACGUGCACGUGGAAAUCGAAGGCUCGCUCCAUACGAAAACGUACGAGGCCGAUCCGAAUCUGACGCACACGUUCGCCUGGAACAAGAGGAACGUUUACAAGCAGAAGGUGUACGGUGUGGCGCAGGCGAGGAUCUCAAUCGGCUAUCAGCACUCCACUUGCCCGUCGGUCAUAUGGGAGACACAGACGGCCACUCUGCAAGGAUUCGACGUCGACAUCUCCGAUAUCGGCGGCUGGGGCCUCGAUAUCCACCACCAUUACAACUUCCACGAGGGGAUCCUGCAGAAAGGCGACGGCUCAACCCUCCAUUUUAAGCAGUACCCGCGCACCGUCAAGGUGGUUAUGGGCACCGGCCUGCAGAGGAGCUUGGUGUGUCAGAAUUGCGACGGCCUCGCGAAGGACGCCAGGCUUCUCACCCCGGUGGCGCUCACCAGCGGGCCCGACGGCAGCAUCUACGUCGGGGACUUCAACCUCGUGCGCCGGAUCACGCCCGAAGGAAAGAUCUACACCGUCCUGAUCCUGAGCGCGACUCAAGUGGCGUAUCAGUACUACUUGUGCAUCUCGCCGGCCGACGGCCACUUGUACAUCAGUGAUCCGGAGAAGCAUCAAAUAUUGAAAGCCCUCUCAUUGGAACAAGUCCAAGACCCCAGCAUCAAUAUCGAGUCUGUCGUCGGAAGCGGCGAGAGGUGCAUUCCAGGCGACGAAGGUCACUGCGGUGACGAAGGCCCGGCCAUCCAUGCGAAGCUGGCUCAUCCCAAAGGAAUCGCAAUCGCGGCCGACAAAACGAUGUACAUCGCCGACGGAACCAACAUUCGCGCGGUUGAUCCCCGCGGCAUCAUUCACACGCUCGUGGGACACCACGGCCAUCACAAUCACUGGUCUCCGGCACCCUGCACCGGCGCCAUUCCCGCGCACCAGGCCCAGCUGCAGUGGCCGACCGGGUUAACCCUGAGCCCGCUGGACGGAUCUCUGCACUUCAUCGACGACCGGCUGGUGCUGAAGCUCACGAGCGACCUGAAGGUGCGCGUGGUUGCUGGCACGCCUCUUCAUUGCACCAGCAGUGCCAACAGCAACGUCAACGGCAACGGCGAGCUGCCGAAGUUGAACUCGUCGAUUACGGUGAACUCGAAGAAGUCGGACGAGGUGCUGGGCUCGGUGUUGGCCGUCGGCUUCAGCCCAACCGGCGAGCUGUACAUAGCCGAUCGCGACUCCCACCGGGUCAACUCCAUCAGGAUCGUCGACUCGUCCGGGAAAAUGUCGCACUUUGCCGGCCAGCAGCAAGAGAGACUGCGCGGUCAAUGCGAGUGCAACAAUACGACACCCAGCACCAAGGACAUGGAUGCGUGCGCCUGCACGGACGACAUCAGUAGCACCGAGACACUUCUGUCGUCAAACGCCAAGUUCACCGCGAUAUCCGCGUUGGCGGUGUCGCCGGACGGGGUCCUGCACGUGGCCGAUCAAGGUAGCCUCCACAUCUUGGCUCUCCAGCCGUAUCUGCCGAAUCACGACGAGAGCGGGGAGUUCCACAUCCCGUUCCCACCGUCGAACGAGGUCUACGUGUUCAAUCGUUAUGGCCAGCACACCUCCACGAAAGACCUGACGUCUGGCAAGACCCGCUACUCCUUCUUGUACAGCAAGAACACGAGCUUCGGCAAGCUGUCCACGGUGACGGACAGCGCGGGCAAUAAGAUCCAGUUCUUGCGGGACUAUAGCAGCGUCGUCAGCUCCAUCGAGAACACUCAGGACCACAAGUCCGAGCUGAAGAUCUCCGCGGUCGGCUUCCUGGAGAAGCUGUCCGAGCGCGGCAGGGCCGAGAUUGCUUUGGGAUACGACGGCUCGACUGGACAGUUCCGUCGAUCGGGGGGAGAUGAAACGUACAUCUACAAUUACGACGGCCUGGGACGCGUCACCGACGUAAUUCUGCCCACAGGCGAGAAAUUGAAGCUGUCGUCGGACUUGUCCGACGACGAGGAUCUGUCGGUUAAAGUAUCCGCUCCGCUGCAGGCCCUAUCGAAGGGUGACAAGCAGCGAUCCGUGGAGUUUAAGAUGAAGAAUGAAAAGUCCAAAAUGUUGACAAUCACCGAUGGUACCAAGAUGAUGAAAGCGAUCGCAUUUACAAACAGCAGUUUGGAAGCCUUCCUGCCGGGUGGCGGCAGAGUGUUGAGCGCGGCCACGACGAAGCAUCCACUGCUGGAAGUAUCGCUGCCAGUGGAGGCGGAGAUGCUGCCUAUGUGGAGCUAUCAGUUGAUAUCGCUGGGCGAAUUAACGAAUACCAUGACGACGACGUACAAUCUGGUCGGGGACGUGAGCCACUUCCAGCAAACUCUCAACAGAGAGAUCUGGGUGAACGACACGAGGGUCAUAAGCGUCGAAUUCGAACAGGCGUUCAGCCGCGAGACGUUCUACGACAAAGCAGGCACACCCUUAUUGACGGUGACCUUCGAUCUGGCGGGACUGCCAUUAGUUUGGCAACCGCACGAGCAAGGCCACAACUUCAGCAUAACGUACGACCGAUUCAACAGAAUCGAGAGCUGGAAGUGGGGCAUAUCCGACGAGUCCUACGGCUACGACCGUCAUGGCCAAUUGGCGGAAAUCACUAACAGCAAAGAUGGCACGAAACGAUAUACCUACAACGACUUCAACAUACUGUCGAAGAUCACGCUGGCCAGCAACAGGGAGUUCUCGUUACAAUACGAUGAUGACGGUGGGCUGCGACACAUCAUCCUGCCCUCGGAGACCAAGCACUCCUUCUCCUGUCAAGCUUCUCUCGGCUUCCUCAGGGUCACGUACACCCCGCCCGGCAGCACGAGAGUAUAUCUGCAGCAUUAUAGUCACGACGGGAAUCUGCUUCAAACCGUAUUCCCGGGAGACGGAGCUCGCAUCGUCUAUCGAUACCACACGUCGGGUCAACUGGCGGAAGUGGUUCACGGGGAUGGCAAGAGCGAGAUCAGAUACACCGACAGCGGAUUGCCCUCCGAGGUGAUACACUCCGAGAGGGACGUGGAAUACAAAUGGGACUAUCAAUAUAGCGCAGGGCUCUUGGUAGAGGAGCGCAUAGAUUUCGGCGCCAAGACCGGCUUGAGCAACGCCAAGUUCACCUUCGAGUACGACUCCAACUUCCGGCUGGUCGCGGUGCAGGGUAGAAUAGGCGGGCAGACCUUGCCGCCGCACACUAUGGCUUACAGCACGAGGUCGGGCACGUUGGAGCAAGUCGGCCAGUUCAAAGUGACGCGGCCGCAAUCGAACGAGACGACCGUGUUCGACGGAACCGCGCUGUUCUCGCGUACCACAGACGACAGGUUCCUGGAAACCGAAGUCACCGUGACGAUCCAUCGCAUGCAAGUGUUCAGGAUGACGUUCACUCACGACUCGCGCGGCCGCAUCAAUCAAACGAGGACAUAUACGCGCAACGUCGCCGUCAACACGUACACCAAUGUGAAGAAUUACACGUGGGAUUGCGAUGGUCAACUGACCGGUGUGGAGGCCCAAGAGCCUUGGGGUUUCAAAUACGACGCCAACGGUAACAUGCUGUCGCUCACUUACCGCGGUAACACGAUCCCGAUGGAAUACAACGCGAUGGACCGGAUAGUCAAGUUCGGCGACGGCCUCUACAAAUACGACAACAGGGGUCUGGUGGUGCAGAACGCGAGAGAGGAGAGAUUUAAUUACAACGCCAAGGGACUGCUCGUGCGCGCCACCAAGCGCGGCCGCUUCGACGUGCGAUACUAUUACGACCACCUGGACCGCUUAGCCACGCGAAAGGACAAUUACGGCAAUGUCACGCAGUUCUUCUACAACAACCAGAAGCGCCCGCACGAAGUGAGCCAGAUAUACAGCCCGCGUGAUGGUAAACUGAUGUCGUUGGUGUACGACGACCGGGGACAUCUCAUAUUCGCGCAAGUGUACCGUCACAAGUACUACAUCGCCACUGAUCAAUGCGGUACGCCCAUCAUGAUCUUCAAUCAGUAUGGAGAAGGCAUCAGGGAGAUUAUGCGCUCGCCCUAUGGCCAUAUCGUUUACGACUCCAACCCCUAUCUAUACCUGCCGGUUGAUUUUUGCGGCGGACUCUUGGACCAGGUGACGUCCUUAGUCCACAUGCCAAACGGGAAGGUUUACGAUCCACUGAUCGGCCAGUGGAUGUCGCCGCUAUGGGAGAACGUCCUGGACAGGGUGGAUAAGCCAACGCACCUACAUCUGUAUAGGUUCAACGGGAACGAUCCGAUCGACAUCAGGCACACAGAUAGACCGAGUCAACCGACUGAUCACAUAUCAUGGCUGUCGCAUCUCGGGUAUGACCUGAAGAGCUUGGCGCCGCAAUUAUUCCCGGACGAGCUGCCGAACAGUCUCGUACCGCCGGCGCUCGGCCCGGGCACUUCCAUAUUCGGCAAGAAGAAGCGAACGCGCAACUUGGGCGUCCAGUCUGGCUUCCUCGCGCACAUCGCCCAGAGGCACUCCGGCGAUGCCGCAAGCCUGUCCGCGCCGCCACGGUCGGCCCUGAAGAAAGACACGAGCGAGUUGAUACCCAGCCGCCUGGGUGCGGCGUCCGACCCGCCGUUCGGCAAAGGCAUCCUGGUCUCAAGAACCGCCGACGGUCAAGCGGUGGUGUCGAGCGUGCCGACCGCCAACGCUAUCUACGGCGACGUAUUCACGUCCGUGUUCAACCGCUCGUACUUCUUGCCGUUCACGUUUGUCGUGCACAGUGCGCAGCAGGACGCAUUCUACUUCGUGAAGGAGGAAACCUGGCGGGCCAGCGAGGACCGCGGCCAAUUGAAGCGGCUGGGUGGUCAGGUGAACACGACCUUCCACGAGAACGAGAACGGCAGCGGCAGCAGCAGCAGCUCGCUGAUCGACGUGAAGAUACACGGCGCCAGCUACGUGGUAAAUCUGCGUUACGGCACGACGGCGGAGAAGGAGAAGCAGCGGCUUCUGCAUCACGCGAAAACGAGCGCGGUGAGGAAGGCUUGGCACCGGGAACGCGAGGCGCUCAAGGCUAACAUACCCACGUCGAUCGAGUGGAUGGCCACGGAACAGGAUGAGAUACAGAAGAACGGUAUCGCUAACAAUUACGACGGCGAAUACAUACACGACGUGCAGCAGUACCCCGAGCUCGCGGAGGACCCGUACAACAUCAGGUUCGUGAAGAAGGCUGUGGACCAGUCGAGUAAGAAGCGACGCAGGAGGAGAGGUGCGCCGUCCUGUAAGCUCUGGUGGUUGGAUAAGAUGUGCUAGAGAACGUUCAUACGUCGUUGGCACCGAGUCAGUCGUACCCGUCCCCUUCGCGUGGGGACAUUGUCCAGUCCGAGGCCGCGCAAACUUUCGACUAAGCGACAACCGAAGCAACGAGCGAACGAGAAAGAGUUAGAGAGGGAAAAAGAGAGAAAGUGGAGCAGAGAGAGACGGCUGAAGAGAGAGGGUCAAGGUCGAGCCGCUGCAGCACGCGCGCAGCGUCUCUCUGUAUAUGCACGCGCAUAUAUAUAAACGUACUGAAUACUAUCAAAAAGUUUUAUACCAAAGUCUAUUUGUGUAUUUCAAAGAUGCCAAAAACACUAUAACGUUAUUAUAUAUGUCUACGUGUGUGUGCGUUUGUAGUGUGUAUAUGCAUCCACACACGUGUACACAUAUAUAUUAUAAAUAUAUAUACACCGCGAGAUAGGGUAUAGUGUGUAAGAGCGUUAAACACGCGGAAGAACGCGGGUUACCAAGCAUUCACUCCACGGACCAGCUGUGCGACCGAAAUGUGACUGGCAGAUCCGCGAAAGCCUUAUAGCGACAAAGAGAAAGAAAAAGAGAGAGAGAGAGAGAGAGACAGACAGAGAGAAACGAAGAGAGAGAGAGAGAGAGAAGGAAGAAGAAGAAGAAGAAGAAAGAGGGAUAACCGGGAGAGAACGUAUACCCGAUCCCGAGACUGCGAAUCUGGAGAGGGCGGAGACACAGCGAGAUCUUCUCGGAGAUUCGGCGUGACGUUGACGCAGCUGGAGCUCUUCUUCAGCAGCUCGCAGAUUCGGAUGCAAUUCGAAUUCCAUGGGUACGUUCGCAAGGCCGGCAAGCUCGUCGAGCUUGCGCUCGAGGCCUAAAUAAACGGCGGACCGUGGCACCGCGCGCACACGUCGUACACGCACUCGCGACGGUACACGUCGCAUUAACGCAGGUAACUAUAGAUAAAUAUAUAUAUGUAUGUAUAACGCAAAAGAAAAGAAAAGGAAAAAAAAAAAGAGCGGGAGAGAGAGAAAUACGAGAGAGGCGAAGAAGUGGCGAGAGCAGAGGAAUCGGAGAACCGGCCAUUCGUCGUUGAGGGCGAAUCGAGUGAGAGAAACUAGUCAAUACAUAGCUUUACAUUGACGUAGCAGCCUUCUUCGUGGUGUAGGGUAAAAACACGAGGAAAGAGUGCGGAGAGCCAGGAGAAGUGACCUCGUUAAACGUUACGAUGACGCGGACGCUACGUAUGUGUUCGCCCGGCCGGACCCGUUGACCCGCGCGCGAUACUUGAAGAACGUCGUACUUAGACGCUCGCGAAUCUCGACGUCGGCUUACUUAUCGGAACAGUGGAUACCGGCCGCCCGGCAGCGAAUGCGGGACGCGUCUCAACAAUGAAUGGCCCCCGUGCAGGAAGGUAGUGAA